Messenger RNA from Solanum pennellii, 1126 nucleotides. Its product is annotated as glutamate-rich WD repeat-containing protein 1-like. NCBI's taxonomy places the organism in Eukaryota, Viridiplantae, Streptophyta, Magnoliopsida, Solanales, Solanaceae. The record is from RefSeq and is a predicted model, not a curated record. The transcript is spliced from 9 exons. Gene Ontology annotation, molecular function: protein binding. The coding region runs from base 1 to 921 and encodes 306 amino acids.
AUGUUCUCUCAAUCUCUUCCUGGAAACGGUACUCUCAGUGAUACUGGUCAUGUUCAGGUCUGGGAUUUUAGCUCACAUUUAAAUGCAUUGGCAGAAGCAGAGAGUGAUCGUAGCCAAGGGGCUUCUGCAGUCUCUAAUCACUCACCUUUAUUUAAGUUUGGCGGACACAAAGAUGAAGGCUAUGCUAUAGAUUGGAGUCCUCAUGUACCAGGGAGGCUUGUUUCAGGGGACUGCAAGAAUAGUAUCCAUUUAUGGGAGCCAACUUCUGAUACAACAUGGAAUGUUGAAGAUCCCUUUAUUGGACACAGCGCAAGUGUUGAAGAUCUUCAGUGGAGCCCUGUAGAUCCUUGUGCGUUUGCCUCUUGCUCAGUUGAUGGAAGUAUUAAGAUAUGGGACACCCGAAAGAAAAGAUCUCCUACAGCAACUAUAAAGGCAUAUAAGACAGAUGUUAAUGUUAUAUCAUGGAACAGGGGAGCGAGCUGUAUGCUUGCAUCUGGGAGUGAUGACGGGGCUUUUUCUAUUCAAGAUCUUAGAGUCGUCAAGUGUGGUCUGAAUGAAGGAGGAGAGAGUGUCGUGGCAUACUUUGAAUAUCACAAACAUCCGAUCACUUCUAUUGAAUGGAGUCCUCACCAUGAAGCUGCCUCAACCAUUGCUGUUUCAUCAUCUGACAAUCAACUGACUAUCUGGGACCUUUCUUUGGAGAGAGAUGAGGAAGAGGAGGCUGAGUUCAAAGUCAAAAUGAAAGAGCAAGUCAAUGUCCCAACAGAUUUGCCCCCACAACUUCUCUUUGUCCAUCAGGGUCAGAAAGAUUUGAAAGAACUUCACUGGCAUCCUCAGAUCCCUGGAAUGGUUAUAUCCACAGCAGCAGAUGGAUUUAACAUACUAAUGCCAUCAAACAUUGAAAAUGUGCUUCCUGCUUGAUACUUGGUUGAUAAGAAAGUUAUGCAUGCUUGGUAGCUCAUUAAUUAGCUAUUCUUUCCUAUUUCGCAAGUGAUGAACAUGUCUCUAUUCCUCUACUUUUGUAAUUAUGUUGUGCCUUAGUUUUAUCAACUUUAAUUUGUCCCAGAAAUCUAUUUAUGGACAAUUGCAUGCAUCGCAUGGUUGAGUGAACAUUUCUUUUCUCCCA